Messenger RNA from Asparagus officinalis (garden asparagus), 2753 nucleotides. RefSeq lists its product as uncharacterized. The coding region runs from base 1552 to 2439 and encodes 295 amino acids. Lineage: Eukaryota; Viridiplantae; Streptophyta; Magnoliopsida; Asparagales; Asparagaceae. The transcript has 8 exons. The record is from RefSeq and is a predicted model, not a curated record.
AAUUAUACGAUAUAUGUGUUAAUUUAAAACAGUUGUCAGAGACUUCCUAAUAUAGCUUACACUUCACCUCCAUUUCUUGAAACUAGUUAGAUAUGGGUCUGGUUCGUUUCAGUCCAUAUCCAAGUUCAAAACUAUAUAGUUAAUGGGUCGUUUGGAUGUCUUGUAAAAACAAUGAGUAGUUUCCAAUUUAUGAUAAUCAAUAUGAUAAAAGAAACUUUAAAAUGUGAUUGGAAUUUUAAUUCUAAUGACACAUGAAGCGGAAGACAAUUAUCUCAUGUACAUUAUUAAUUCAAUAUAUAUAUAUAUGUAGCUGUGUGGUACAUUUUAGUUUUGUCGUGUCCCGUACCCGCACACGUACCAGUACUCAUACCUGCUUCCAUGCAACUUACGUGAGGAUCCUGAUUUUUGUAUUUCAAGACUCAAGACAAACUACCACUACUCACAUUGAACAUUUGAGAAAAUCCUGAAAACUUCAUCUGCUAAGCAUUCAGAUUGGGCAUCAAUUGCUUAGUACCUUGACCUUAGUAAAUUGAUUUGAAGACCUACCUAAUUCUAAAUGCAAUGAACUGAAAUGAUGACCUCACAGAUAACAACAUUUUGGAAUGUAAUGAGAUAUUCUUCAUUGCUUACAUAAUUACAUCUCAUUUUUAUCAGCAUACAUGUAAAAGAAGCAUGGGUUGUAUAAAUAAACUGAUCUAGCAGGGUGUACAGGUUCUUCCUAUCUAUAACUAAAAUGCAUGAUUUUGCAUAUUCUGCCCCCAAAUAUUCAUGCUUCCCUUGAGCCUUCUGCAUUUUAUGUUCGAAGAUAAGAUUAUUUGAUGGGAAAAGUAUGAACCGUGCUAGACAAUUAGUGUUUAAAUGUGUCCAGGAAGCGACAUGCGUGGCGGUUUCUCAGUAGAUUCUUAGAGACUGACUUCUACAUGCCUUGCCCCCUUUUUAGUCCAUUUAUAAUUUUAAAAGAAAAGUUUGAUAUGUGUGGCAUAGUCACUGGGGAGCCAACUGUUAUGAUUAUCCUUUUGUAUACUUUUUUAAACCUAAACUUGCAUAACUUCCUAUUGGUAGUGCAGAUAUAUUAAAAUAUCAGCAAUCUCUUAAAGAAGCGGCUGCUAAUUCACCACAUUCUAGCUGUUGGGAAGAGUCAUCAUUUUGUAUCCUGUAUUGCCUCAAGGCAUGAGAGAAACAAUUUUACGACAAUAAAUAUCGUUAUUGCCUAAUCACAGAAAUAUGGGUUCUCUUUCUUUGUGGCUGUGGGAAUUAGUGGGGUUUUUUCAUUUCUGCUGGAGGAAGUUCUUAUUAUUAUAUGUUAGAAUGACCAUUUAAACGAUCCGCUGACAUUUAGCUAGAUGUUGCCACCCCAUUUUCGAAUCUCAGUCUACAUCAGAAAGGCAAGUUUCCAAAGAUUCGCCAGGCAACCAUCAAAAUAACAUAGGUACUGAAGAUCCUGCUGCAGAUGCGGGUUCAGUAUCAAUUGCAAGUGGUGAUAACAGAAAGAUUUCUCGUGAAGAUAUUGAACUUGUCCAAAAUCUGAUAGAACGUUGUCUGCAACUAUAUAUGAAUAAAGCGGAAGUGGUUAGGACUCUCUCUAAUCGUGCUAGGAUUGAGCCUAGCUUUACGACUCUAGUAUGGCAGAAACUAGAAGAGGAGAAUGCUGAAUUCUUUAGAGCUUACUAUAUCAGGUUGAAAUUGAAAAAGCAAAUCAUCAUGUUCAAUCAUUUGUUGGAGCAUCAAUACCAUUUAAUGAAGUAUCCUAUGCCGCCUAAGAUUCCGUUGGCUCCAAUGCAAAAUGGGAUUCAUUCUAUGGCUGUUAACAAUCUACCAAUGGGGUACCCAGUUAUGCAGCAGCCUCCAAUGCCAGCUGCUGGUCAACCUCAUCUUGAUUCUAUGGGAUUGUCAAACUGUCAUGUUGUCAAUGGAAUUCCUGCACCAGGCAAUUUCCAUCCAAUGCGUAUAAAUUCUGGAAAUGAUAUGAGGAUGCAAAAUGGCACGCCAGAAAUGACACCAGCUGUACCCCCAUCGAGUGCUAUUUCUGCCAUGUCGGAAAUGGCUGUUAGUCCUGCUUCAGUGGCAUCGAGUAAUCAUUUUCCAUUCACUCCAUCAGACAUAACGGGGAUGGGCAUGGAUGCGUCAGCGCUGGACACAACCUUCACUUCUGAUGUGGUGAGCACAGGAGGCUUACAGCUUGGAGCCGAUGUUGGUAUCGGUUCCGAGAGAGAUUCUGUUGGAUCUUUGGGGCAGAUUUGGAAUUUUAGUCUUACUGACCUCACGGCAGACUUGUCGAGUUUGGGAGAUCUUGGAGCUCUUGGGGAAUACACUGGCUCUCCAUUCUUGCCAUCUGACUCAGACAUCCUUCUAGAUUCUCCAGAGCAGGAUGAUAUGGUUGAGGAGUAUUUUGCUGAUACCGUCAAUACUGGACCAAUGUCUGAUGAAGAGAAGACGUAGCGAGAAUGGAUAAAUUCAACCUCCAUUCUUCCUUUUAAGCAUCUAAGCACUGGCACUGUACUAUACAGCUGCUCUUCAAUCUUGUCGAGCGCAAAUCACUGGCAUCCAUUGCUUUUCAUUUUGGGGAAUGCGAGUCAUUGGCAUUCGGGUAUGGGUUCACUAUUAGGCAACUCAGAGAAGGAAGUUCCUCUAGAAAUUUAUCUAUUAUUGUCGCAGAAUUAGAAUUUUUGUAACGAAUGCUUACAAUAAAAUUGACCAGAUUGCUGGCCAUUGCAUCUAUAUAACCACGUCUUUUUAGGGGUUUUCUUAUGAAA